AUGCCUAUCCUCAAGGCUAACGCCCGCCCCGCUGCCUCCAUCCGCGUCGAACGCGUGAUCAAGGAGAAGAAGGGUCCCCUCCAACCCUCCGGCGGCGGCAUCAAAAAGCUCACAUACAACACCAUCCGCGGUUCCUCCUCCUCCUCUUCUUCUUCCAACAACAACACCGCCCGCGGUGCAAACACCUCGGUCCCUGCCACCAUCACCACCGCCUCUGCCUCCUUCUACGCUCUCCCCCUGAAGACUGUCAAGGCAGGUAGGGUCGACAAGAUCGCCAGAACCGCCGCCAAAGUCGCACCUAAGACCAAGGCGGCAAAGGCCACCAUCACCAAGAAGAUCGUCACCGCCGCCUCCAUCCCCGGCCUGAUGCCCAUCUCCAGCUUCGGCAGCAGCGCCUCCAGCAUGCGCGCCGCCAUCGUCCCCGCCCCUCGCGAGGACAUCGCCCGCGACUCCAUCGAGUUCAGGGCAUCAUCAUCAUCAUCCCCUCCUCCUCACCGGGUCGCGGCUGGCGUUCCUUGCUACCCAACGCCAACCCCGACCCCCGAGCCUGCUAAAUCAACCAAAGCCUGCCUCGAGUCGGCCCUCCACGCCAUCCCCGGCCUGGACUUCACUGGCAGGGCCCUCACCAUCCUCCCCUCGGUCCAGAAAGAACUCGUCCAGGCAUUCGGCCUCGACAAGAGCAACGCCCCGCCUCGCUCAGUGGAAGACUACCUCGUCGAGGUCCUCCGCGCCUGCCUCCGCCGCCGGGACAGCUAUAGGUCAGAGGCUCGCUCGCGGGCGGUCGGUCUUGGGCGCGGUGACCGCGACCUCUUCUUCUUCAGCGAGGUCGCCUUCGCCCUGGACUCACUCCACGCCACGGAUCAGAUGUGGGCGUCGGGAUAUGAGCUAGCGGGCCUGCGACCUCGGGCCAUCAUGGCCCUCGUCGAUGCUGUGAUGGUCGCGAGGGUCAGGUUCGCCGGUGAUGAAGAGACUGAGCUCACAGUCCUCAUCAAGAUCUGGGCUGAGGUCAAGGAGAGCAAGUCCAUCUAG
This is a messenger RNA of Colletotrichum destructivum, 1029 nucleotides long. RefSeq lists its product as uncharacterized. The record is from RefSeq and is a predicted model, not a curated record. Lineage: Eukaryota; Fungi; Ascomycota; Sordariomycetes; Glomerellales; Glomerellaceae. The transcript has a single exon. The coding region runs from base 1 to 1029 and encodes 342 amino acids.